Lathyrus oleraceus (garden pea) is the source of this 603-nucleotide messenger RNA. RefSeq lists its product as uncharacterized. The coding region runs from base 110 to 442 and encodes 110 amino acids. The transcript is spliced from 3 exons. Gene Ontology annotation, biological process: negative regulation of apoptotic process; protein stabilization. Lineage: Eukaryota; Viridiplantae; Streptophyta; Magnoliopsida; Fabales; Fabaceae. The record is from RefSeq and is a predicted model, not a curated record.
AACCAUUAUCAUUACAGAAAAACGCAACCUCGCCUUUUGUUUUUUGGUUUACGAAAUUUGCUAGGGCAAAAUAACAGAAUCAGAAGUUGAAAAGAGAAGAGAGAGAGAAAUGGAGGGUGGAGAUGAAGCUCUGGAGAUGGUAGUUGACUCCAAAGACAUGCAACAGCAGAGUAAAGCCUUCGACAAACUCACUGACCGCGUCGAAGAUCGCCAGCUUGAUUCCACUCGCGUUCAAGAAGCCAUGGCUUCCAUUGCUGCUUCUGCUGAAGCCGAUUGGAAUGCCAUGCGCUUGAGGGAGAAAGAAUUAGCCGCUGUUAAGAUAAAUGCAGCAGAUGUUGAUAUAAUUGCAAACGAACUAGAGUUGGACAAAAAGGUGGCUGAAAGAACCCUGCGUGAGCAUAAAGGUGAUGCUGUUGCUGCCAUUCGUCAUUUGCUUCACUAGUGUGGUAGAAACAAACAAGGGAAUAUGAUCUGUAUUGGCUUAUAUUUACUAUUUUGCAUUGAAAUUUGAAUCUCAAAUGUAUACUAUGAUGAUGAUGAUAUAGUUCAUUAGAAAUCUGAACUAUGAUGUUGAUGAUAUUGGAAUAAGCCUCACCCCCUCAA